Exaiptasia diaphana is the source of this 2455-nucleotide messenger RNA. Its product is annotated as UTP--glucose-1-phosphate uridylyltransferase. The transcript is spliced from 14 exons. The record is from RefSeq and is a predicted model, not a curated record. Gene Ontology annotation, molecular function: UTP:glucose-1-phosphate uridylyltransferase activity. The coding region runs from base 108 to 1583 and encodes 491 amino acids. Gene Ontology annotation, cellular component: cytoplasm. Gene Ontology annotation, biological process: glycogen metabolic process; UDP-alpha-D-glucose metabolic process. Lineage: Eukaryota; Metazoa; Cnidaria; Anthozoa; Actiniaria; Aiptasiidae.
AAGGUCAGCGGUAUUUCUCAUGAUUACGUCGCAGUCUUGCACAGGACUUCAAAGGAAUCUUUGAUUUCUUUAUUUUUGGAAUUUGUUUUUGUUACUUCAAGUUUACGAUGGAUUCUCACAUUGCAGCGUUCAAGAGUCUGGCUCGAAAGGACGCCAGCGAGCGAAUGGACGUCGAGCUGCAAAAGCUUCUUUCAACUGUUCAUCCUGAAGAGAAGGAGCAAGUAGCCAAGCAGUUUGCUAACUUUAGGGAACUUUUCGAGAGAUAUCUUGGAGAAACUGGMCCUUCAGUAAUUUGGGAAAAAAUCCAUCCUCCACCACAGGGAUCAAUUAUUGACUACAGCAAGGUAUCAGAAGCCAGCACCAGUGAUUCUAAAGCAAUCCUUGACAAACUAGUSGUGUGUAAACUCAAUGGAGGACUAGGUACUACCAUGGGCUGUGUUGGAACAAAAAGUCUGAUAUCAGUUUGCCAAGAUUUAACUUUUCUUGACUUGAACAUUCAGCAAAUUGAGCAUCUGAAUAACACGCACACAACCAAUGUGCCUUUUGUCCUGAUGAACUCCUUCAAUACACAUGAAGAAACUGUAAAGACACUCAGGAAAUAUGCAGCUUGUAAUGUCAAUAUUCACACUUUCAACCAAAGUUGUCAUCCUCGAAUUGGCACAGAGUCUUUGCUGCCCCUUGCCAAUACAUAUGACAAAAACCCUCAAAGGUGGUAUCCACCUGGUCAUGGAGACAUCUACACAUCAUUUUACAAUUCAGGACUCCUUCAGAAGUUUCUUGAUGAAGGAAAAGAGUAUAUGUUUGUGUCAAAUAUUGACAACUUGGGAGCUUCCAUAGACAUGUCUAUCUUGAACUUUUUGUUGAGUCACAAGGAACAGCAACCUGAGUUUGUUAUGGAAGUUACAGACAAAACCAGAGCUGAUGUGAAGGGAGGUACCUUAAUUGAAUAUGAAGGAAGGCUUAGGCUGCUUGAAAUUGCACAAGUUCCAAAAGCUCAUGUAGAUGAGUUCAAGUCAGUGAGCAAAUUUAGGAUUUUCAACACAAACAAUCUUUGGAUAAAUUUGAAAGCCAUCAAAAGGCUUGUGGAGGCCAAUAAAAUGGACAUGGAAAUCAUUGUCAAUAACAAGACCCUUGAUGAUGGUGUGCGCAUUGUUCAGCUGGAAACUGCUGUUGGAUCAGCCAUGAAAAAUUUCAACCAUGCUAUUGGUAUUAAUGUCCCUCGCCGACGCUUUCUUCCUGUCAAAAGGACCUCAGACUUACUGCUUGUGAUGUCAAAUCUGUAUGAAAUGCAUCAUGGUCAAUUAAUUAUGAAUCCCCAGCGAUCGUUUCCUAAUGUUCCUCUCAUUGAGCUUGGGUCCUUCUAYAGAAAGGUAAAAGACUUCCUGGCACGUUUUGCAACUAUUCCAGAUAUGCUGGAACUUGAUCAUUUAACAGUAUCGGGAGAUGUGACAUUUGGCAAGGGUGUGACUCUCAAGGGUACAGUCAUUAUUAUUGCUAAUCAUGGCGACAGGAUUGACAUCCCAACCGGAGCAGUCUUAGAGAACAAGAUAGUGUCUGGAAAUUUGCGAAUCCUUCAACAUUAAUGCCACUUUGCGUGUAAUGAAAUGGACGAUUUUUUUUCUGCUAUCUUGCUGUAAGAUCUGACAGUAAAUCAGCCCCACAUUCUAAAAGCUUCAAAAGUAAUGACUUUUUAUUAUUAAAGCAGUGAGAUAAUGAAGUAUAAUAAUUAUACACAGGUAAUUUUAAAUCAUUUUUACAGAUAAUGUAUUUAAGACCAAUGACUAGAGUACAAACACUAAAACUGUGCAACAAAAAUAUCACUAAAUACUGCUAAAUUAUGCUAAUUCUAUUGUAUUCUAUUGUUUAAUUAACACUAUUUUGUAGUAAAUAGUGGAAAGUGUUGCACACAUUUAAUGAUUGUUCUCUAGCCUGCGUCACAUCGGGACAAACCACGGUUAAGUGUGGUUUCUGCGGAUGUGACGCAGGCUACCAAUGACUGUCAAUUUACACUCGUGCGAUGUCAGAUUAUGACAAUCGUCUAUAAACCAGUGAAGCAGCUGAAAUGCAGUCAGCAGUUUAUUAUAGAUGGGCGUGCAAUGACGUAGUUUGUUUACUUCCAAAAUAUCAAAAAAUAAGCAACCUGAACUCAUAUAAUUCAAGGUUAUGUUACUCUCAAUCAAAAGCUGAAAAUUUUAGAGCAAACGCCCUUUUAUUUUCGAGACGUCGGCAUUUCAAAACUACAAAAUCUAUAGAAAACAUUCAGUAGUCGACAACAUUAUGCCCACCACGGUCAUUUCUAUGAGUUCUACGUAAACAUUGGCGCGCACCUAUAGAAACUUGSCUUUUCUUAAAAGAAAGUAAAAGUUAUGAUAAUAAAAAAUAAUCAAUGAUGAUGAUCAUUAUAAUUGUCAUAAUUAAUGAAUAAAAAUAACAAUAAAUGAAUAAAUACAUCAAG